AUGGAAGAAACACAGAAACAUAAAAGCAAUUACCGAAACAAAGUCUUCAUAACACCUUUUAGUAACAGGAGUCAUGAAAACGAAAAAAAAAUUGCUGGUUAUGAAAAAACACAAACAUACACACACUCCCACCUACAUGUUCACAAUACCAACAAUCACAAGUUAAACUACGAUCAAAACACAAAAACGUUUGCGAUUCACAAGAAUACAAAACUACACUCAACACAAAGUGAGAAUCGGCUCUCGGCGAAGAUUGUCGAGAAACACAGGCUGGUGCUCGCAGAGGAGCUCCGCGCCUUAAAGAGAAAGCGCGAACAGGACCGGGAACGUAAGGCUGCCCUGGCGAGGAGACUGCGUGAGAAGGAGAAGGCACGCCAAGGAAGACUGCGCCGGCAACUGGAGGAGAAGCGCCGCCGGGCCGCUGAGCAGCUGCGCACCGAGACGGAGGAGUUGCUGUCCGUGGCCCGCCGCACGAGGUCGGAAGAGAACAACGCCUCGAUGAUGAGGGCGCGUGAGAGCAAGGACGAGUCGAGAAGACGGCGGGAGCAGGAGAACCAGAUUAAGGCGAGACUGGCCGAGGAGCGCAGGCUGGUGCUCGCAGAGGAGCUCCGCGCCUUACAGAGAAAGCGCGAGAAGGACCUGGAACGCAGGGCUGCCCUGACGAGGAGACUGCGUGAGAAGGAGAAGGCACGCCAAGGAAGACUGCGCCGGCAACUGGAGGAGAAGCGCCGCCGGGCCGCUGAGCAGCUGCGCACCGAGACGGAGGAGUUGCUGUCCGUGGCCCGCCGCACGAGGUCGGAAGAGAACAACGCCUCGAUGAUGAGGGCGCGUGAGAGCAAGGACGAGUCGAGAAGACGGCGGGAGCAGGAGAACCAGAUUAAGGUGGCGUCUGAGAAUUUUGUUCCUUUGUUUCCUUCGAUGAGAAGUAGUAGACGUAGUAGUACUUGUAUGUUUGAUACUUCCUCGAGGCGAUAG
This is a messenger RNA of Trypanosoma theileri, 975 nucleotides long. RefSeq lists its product as uncharacterized. Lineage: Eukaryota; Euglenozoa; Kinetoplastea; Trypanosomatida; Trypanosomatidae. The record is from RefSeq and is a predicted model, not a curated record. The coding region runs from base 1 to 975 and encodes 324 amino acids. The transcript has a single exon.